Messenger RNA from Cucurbita moschata (crookneck pumpkin), 2480 nucleotides. Its product is annotated as probable mediator of RNA polymerase II transcription subunit 26b. Bases 681 to 2024 code for a protein of 447 amino acids. Lineage: Eukaryota; Viridiplantae; Streptophyta; Magnoliopsida; Cucurbitales; Cucurbitaceae. The record is from RefSeq and is a predicted model, not a curated record. The transcript is spliced from 9 exons. Gene Ontology annotation, cellular component: nucleus.
UAAACCCAGGUUUAUUCUUUUAAUUUCUUUCUAAUUUCUUUCUAAUUUCUAGAGAGAGAACCAAAUCAAAGGAACCCUUCAAUUCCCAAUUCCAUUGAAGAGAAGAAAGAAGAGAUUAAGGUUUUGUUCCUAUUUUCUCUUCUCUUCCAUUUCCCAUAUUCUCGAUAUUUCUCCUACCAGGAAAUCCCGGAACUUUUCCGGGAUUAAACAAAUACGAAUACCAAACAAAAAAAAAAAACUCAGAAGUUUCUCUGUUACAACCUUCCAAUUUUGAGCAACCCCUCAUUGCAGGGCUUGGGUUUUAUCAAUCCCCUUCUUCUGUUUUUGAUCCGAUCCUUUCUUUUCACAAAACGAAUAUCUUCACACCACUACUCACUUUCAUUUCGCUUCCGAACGGAUGCAAGUUUGAGUGUUUGCGACUUUGUUGCUAACCAUUUUAUUUUUCUGGGAAUCGGAUUCUUGUGGUGCUGGAUUAGUGUUGGGGAGGGGUUUUCUUUUCUGGGUGUUGUUCAUUUUGGGGGAUUUCGUCAAUUCCCACCUCCAAUCUUUUUUUGUUUUUCUUCGUAUUUAGGUUUUUGUCCUUUGGAACUCUCACGGUGAUGGAAUUCCCACUUCGAUUCUGAGUGGUUGUUUGAAUUCCGUCCGUGUUCGAUCGAGUUUGGUUUCUUCAGAUUCCGAUCAUGUCCGCCAAGUCUGGGUCCUUGGACUACUGGAGGGAUUACUUCCGGAAUGCGAAUUCGGAUAUUUUUAGCUUAAUCGAUUACGCAAUCUUGGUGGCGGCUUCCGAUUGUCCCAAGGAGUUCAGAUUGAGGAGAGAUCGAAUUGCAGAGCAGUUGUUUUCAUGCCGAUUGACUCGCUGUUUGGGUUGCGACCGAGUGGAGCUGGCGGUGGCUGGCGAUGUGGACGGCGAAACGGGUUUCAAGAGCGAUUCUGCCGGAGAUGGGCGUGCGUUUGAGGGCGGUGGGAGCAAAGAGAGCAAGGUUUACAGCAGUAGAGAUGAUGGAGGGGAGAUGAAUUUCAAUCAGGUUAGCAAUUAUAGCUUUGGUGAAGCUGAAGCAUUGACUGAUGAAAUUGAACAAGAAUCUGAGAUUGUCGGGGAGGUUUUGAGGAUCAAAGAGAUUCUCAAUAAUUUUGAAGAAGAGUCUGAUUCAGUGUUGUUUGAAUCCCUUAGAAGACUUGAAUUGAUGGCUCUAUCAGUUGAUGCCCUGCAGGCAACUGAGAUUGGCAAGGCUGUUAAUGGUCUUCGAAAGCAUGGAUCGAAGCGCAUUCGCCAUCUUGUUCGAUUCCUUAUCACAGAGUGGAAAGAAAUGGUGGACAUGUGGGUAAAAGCUACAGCUGCUGUUCAUGGUUCAGAAGUCACACCGGAUUCGAAAAGUAUGCCUGUAUCUGAACAAGAAGAAGAUGAUUAUGAAGAUGGGCUUCCCUCUCCUCCUUUAGAUGAAGCUGCAUUUUUUACCACUCAGCCCACAUCAAUGGAGCUCUCACAAUUCUUUGAUGGCAUGGACGAUGAUGGAAAUCCUCGAAACAGUGGGGAGUUCGUCAAGAAGCGCGAUAAUGGAAGAAAAACAUCGAGUGGCAGUCAAAACCCUAUGAGGUGUAAACAACAAACCACUCGAGAGGUUAAUGUGGUUGCUAAGGACAAUAAGAGUCAAAUGAAAGAACAAGUUGUGAAGCCAAACAAGCCACCGUCAAAUGCAAAUUCUGGGUUUUCGAGGCUGCAGAAGCCAAGCACCGUGCAGAAGGACAAUCACGAGAAGUUGCAGCGUAAAGUGGAGAAGCCUACGAUCCCAAAGAGGAGCCUACAAGAUAAGUUCAAGUGUUCGGAUGAGGUUGCAGUUCAAGUGAAACUAGAAGCCACUAAGAGGAAACUGCAAGAGAGUUACCAACAAGCUGAAAACGCCAAAAAGCAGCGGACGAUACAGGUUAUGGAACUACACGAUAUUCCGAAGCAGGGAAUGGGCCACAGAAAUGUGCACCUAAAAUCUGGAGGCCACAAUCGGCAUUGGACAAACGGGCGGCGUUAGGAUGAAACGAUAGUGAGGAACAAGACUGAUACUUCCAGGAUACUUUCCUGGUGACUUUCCACCCAGAAUCAGGUGGAAGAUCAUAUACUAAAAGCUCCCUGGCAAACGGUGUCUUGACCUACUCUACCUGCUUCAAGGUAAACAACAAGAAACUUGGUGUCACUGUGUUGUGCCAGAGAAGGCGAUUCCGAUUCAAAGGAGAAUCGGAGAUGGAAAAAAAAAGAAAAAAAAAAAAAGAAAAAAAAAAGAAAAAAAGAAAGAACGAUUUCAUAGUUGAAGUGCAUUUUGAAGUACAGAGAAUUUCUUCUUAUGGAAUUUGGGAGGCAAAAUUAUAUAGCUUUUAUGGGUGGUUGCUCAGGGAGUGUUGACAUGGUUAUAUCUCUCUUCUUACAUCAUAAUGACUGUAUAGAACCCCCUCAUUUAUUUUGGUUUCAAAUUUUGCAAGCUAUUCUCUCU